This is a messenger RNA of Lepisosteus oculatus (spotted gar), 1630 nucleotides long. It is a transcript of the gene mesd, whose product is annotated as mesoderm development LRP chaperone. The record is from RefSeq and is a predicted model, not a curated record. Lineage: Eukaryota; Metazoa; Chordata; Actinopteri; Semionotiformes; Lepisosteidae. Gene Ontology annotation, biological process: protein folding.
GCGGACACUGUUACAGCCAGUCAGAUCACACCAACCGGAAAAGAUGGCGUCGCCCUGCUGGUGGUCUUAUGGGCUUGUGCUUUUGUGUCUGGCUGUAGUAUGUUCUGUUGUGGCUGAUGUUAAAAACCAAAAACCCAAAAAGAAAAAAGAUAUCAGGGAUUAUAAUGAUGCAGAUAUGGCGAGACUGUUGGAGGAAUGGGAGAAAGAUGACGACAUUGAAGAAGGCGAUCUUCCUGAGCACAAGAGGUCACCCCCACCGGUAGACUUCUCAAAAAUCGACCCAUCGAAGCCAGAAGAGCUCCUUAAAAUGACAAAGAAAGGGAGGACGCUCAUGGUGUUCGCUACUGUGUCUGGAUCCCCCACGGAGAAGGAGACAGAGGAGAUCACCAGUCUUUGGCAAGGGAGCCUCUUCAAUGCCAACUAUGAUGUGCAGAGGUUUGUUGUCGGCUCUAACCGCGUUAUCUUCAUGCUGCGCGACGGGAGCUAUGCCUGGGAGGUCAAAGACUUCCUCAUGAGUCAGGACCGCUGCGCAGACGUGACUGUUGAGGGCCAGGUGUAUCCUGGUAAAGCAGCAAAGAAGGAUGGGGGCCACAAAGAUGAUAAAGACCUGAAUGAAAUUAAUACAGAGAAGAAGAAAAAGAAGAAACGUGAAGACAAGAAACCAGGGAAGGAAAAUAACAAGUCUUCUAAAAAGAAAGAUGAGUUGUGACCUUGUUCAUCCCUUGGAUUGCAUGGUCAUGAGAUGUCUUUCUUGUAGGCGACACAGUCAACAUUUACAGACCAGACAGAACACCCUAACACAGGCAGCUUCCUCAUUGUAAGUGUGAGACAUGCCUACUGGCAAUUGAAGAACACACAAACAAGAACUUAAAAAUAUAAAGCACUUGGAUUAGUUUUCUUUUCCGAACAUUCAUCCAGUUACCAGUAAACUAGGAGAGCUACUUGAUGUGCGAUGAACCCAUGGUACAGCUCAUGGUAAAAGUCUACAGUUGUUCCUGUAAACUUUGCAAUGCAAACCUUUGUUGAAAUCACAUUUGUUAGUGCUGGAAAGUCAAGUUUUUUUCCUUUUAGUUUAUAUCUCCAUUUUGGAAUUUUGUCAUUAAAAAAGGUUGACUUCUUUUUUUUCUAAACGAGGAUGCAUCUUGUACUGUUACUUUUGAGAUUAACUGUUUUAUGGCAGGUUUCUCCUAAAACUGUGCCUGGUGGCCACUUUAAGACAGCCAGAUAAUUUUUGGAGAUUAAGUUCUGUUGGGAAUGUUCUGUUUACUGAGAUCAGCACGUGGUUCUGGAGGUAAACAUAUUUUCUGAGAAGACCUGAUUACAGUAUUUCUGUCUUUUAAACUUCAUGUGAUUUCUUUGUAAUUUGAAUGGUUGAAGUGCCACUUAAGUAUUUUGAAAAAAGAAUCACUAGGUCAUGUAGUGUUGCUCUAAAUUAAACACCAAUCCUUUUUAUAAACUAAACAAUAGUAAUGUUACUGCAGUUAUAACCAUAAAAAUGUUUCCUACAUUUGUAAGAUGCUCAUCAGUGUCAAAAAGUAAGCAAGGAAAAUUGCACACAAACAUUUAUAUUGUAAGGUUGAUGUUUCUGUUAAUUAACACGUUCUAUUAAAUUGUUCAUACAUUCUAUACA